AUGCUGGCUCUCGUUCAUCCGGUCCAUUCCACAGAACCUAGAACUAUCGAUAGAACUGGCGUAGACAGAAACAUUUCAAGUCUACCUCGCACUUCCUCUGCUCGCUCAAGUUCUAGCAGAGUUCCACAUUGGAAACCGCAGGCACCGACAACCACUUCUGUAUUUCACUCAUCUUCAUCUUACUGUCCCCCAGCACCACGGAGAUCAGUUUCUGCAUCCUCAGCUGUGGCCAGGGAUUCUUCUCCAAUUCGGCAUAACCCCCCCGUCCAGUCAUCCCAGACAACAUCCGAAUCGUCCGCCAAAGUCCUUCCCCCUGAUAACCCUCCAAGACCUGCUUCUCCAAUUCCUCCACCUCAAAUAAACUUACCAGCCUCUGCUUCAUCUUUCGACAUUCACAACUACCCCUCAGCAGACUUGCUUCGUCUCCUUGCUUCACUCCUUACACAGAUUGCAUCCACCAACGACGCAAUCUCUGGUUCAGACCCAGCAUCCCAUACUUUGGAAAGUCUAUCGCAUAGCAAUGUAUCGGAAGAUGCGUCUCAUCCCCCUAUAUGGCGUUCCCUCACCUCUGCCUCCCGCUCCUCCCUAUCAAAUCCUGCCUCCGCCCUCACUUUCCAUGCUCGCAACAUUCCGACUAUCGCACUCGAAUCAUACCUCUUACGAAUACUCAAAUAUUGUCCAACUACAAACGAGGUGUUCUUAGCCCUCCUCGUGUAUUUUGACCGCAUGUCCCGGCUUGCCUCAGAGGCCACAGGCCGCACGUUUGUCAUCGACUCGUAUAACGUUCAUAGACUUGUCAUUGCUGGAGUCACAGUCGCCAGUAAAUUCUUCAGCGAUGUAUUUUACACUAAUUCCCGGUAUGCGAAGGUCGGAGGUCUCCCUCAAGCAGAGCUCAACCAGCUCGAACUCCAGUUUUUGCUUCUCAAUGACUUCAGGCUCGUCAUAUCGCCCGAGGAGAUGCAAAGAUAU
Molecule: messenger RNA, 969 nt
Organism: Suillus clintonianus
Lineage: Eukaryota; Fungi; Basidiomycota; Agaricomycetes; Boletales; Suillaceae
Product: cyclin-domain-containing protein
Exons: 2
Biological process (GO): regulation of cyclin-dependent protein serine/threonine kinase activity
Cellular component (GO): cyclin-dependent protein kinase holoenzyme complex; nucleus
Molecular function (GO): protein kinase binding; cyclin-dependent protein serine/threonine kinase regulator activity
Source: RefSeq, a predicted model, not a curated record